This is a messenger RNA of Protopolystoma xenopodis, 378 nucleotides long. The record is from the annotation of a GenBank genome assembly. NCBI's taxonomy places the organism in Eukaryota, Metazoa, Platyhelminthes, Monogenea, Polystomatidea, Polystomatidae.
AUGUGUGUGUGUGUGUGGUUUGUGAUUGGGCCGAGGGGGAGCUGGUACAGAGUGGUAUUUGAAGCGGCUCUUCGGACAGGCCCGAAGGGAUGCGGUACCGAUGGUUCCCAUUUUUUCCAAUGCUUCCUACCCGCCGGGCCAGUCGGGCCUGUCAAAGUGCAUGUCCUCCUGGAGACAAUGCUUCUGAGACCCGCCGAGCCCCGGGUCGGGCUUCGUUGGCCUGUGGAAGCAGACUUGCAGUCACAUGUCUCUUCUUCGCUGGUCGUUGAGGCGCAAGCUGGACUCGGCACCCGACGAGCCCUGCCAAGGCGGGACGAGGGGGGUCAAAUGGUGUCGGAUUCUCAAGUUUACUCCGUUGCCCGCGACAUCAUUCGAUAA